CCUCCCCUGCCGACCCAUAUAUAAAAUAACUAACAAAAUUACCCUUCUCCUCCCAAAACACAACCAAAAGUUAAGCCAUGGCUGAUAUCGCGAUUCUGGUUGCAGAGGAAUACGAGAGGAGGAUGAAGAAUCCAGGGCUGCAGGCCAAGCAAAAGCAAGAAAUUGAUGGUUUUGCUUCUGGGGUUUCCAUUUCUGCAACUGCGACUACUGGUAGGAUGAAGCAGAUGCUGCAAUUGGGGAAACCAAAUGCAGAUUUCAAGUGGGUUUCGGAGCCCAAGUCCCAAAUUGGCCGGGCCGCAUCCGCCGGCUUCUUCUCUGCCUGAGUUUCCCUACUUUAUCAUCUCUGUUCUCGCCGCCCGCCGCCCGCCGGCGACUAUACUGUGAAUCUUUCUGAUCGAUUUGUCUGUAAAGUUUUUGUACAUUGAAUUUAAUCUUACACGUUGGUACUGCUUUUGAAUUAUGGAGAACAAAUGAUGGGUUACAGAGUUGAAAAUGGAGAAAAAGAUGACUCUGCUUCUGAUUCUGGUAUGGUGGAUUCAACAGUGGCUAAUGGCUUCCUUUUUUCUGAUGGUGGAAUUGAUGAUCGGAAAUUACGCUUUAACUCUCCAAUCAUUUUGAAUUAACUGUGUAAAUCGAAAUCAAACAGAUCUGGAGUUUCCUACGA
Messenger RNA from Momordica charantia (bitter melon), 664 nucleotides. RefSeq lists its product as uncharacterized. Lineage: Eukaryota; Viridiplantae; Streptophyta; Magnoliopsida; Cucurbitales; Cucurbitaceae. The record is from RefSeq and is a predicted model, not a curated record.